AAUUUUAAAGAUGGCUGCCACCGUGAAACAACAACUCAAUCAGUUGAUGAGUCUAUCUCAUUCAAGUGGAUCCCACAAGGAUGUCACUGAAAAAUACAAAUCAAUCCUUGAAGGAAUUAUCAAAGGUCCUGGGAAUGAACUUGUCCCCUCAUUACAGGCAUUUAUUGAAGCAUUGGUGAGUGAAGGAGUGAGUCUCGUCAUAUCGAGGCAGAUACUGACAGACUUCACUGCACAGCUGUCUCGUAUGCCUGAUGCUGUUGCCAAAGAAGUGUCACAUUUCACUCUGGAAAAAAUACAAGCGCGUGUGAUCUCAUUUGAAGAGCAGGUAGCAGCAAUCCGUCAACAUUUGGCCAAUAUAUACGAGCGAGAGGAAAGCUGGCGGGAGGCUGCCAGUGUCUUAGUGGGAAUUCCUCUUGAGACAGGCCAAAAACAGUACAGUCCAGAUUACAAACUUGAGACCUACCUAAAAAUAGCCCGGCUGUUCCUAGAGGAUGAAGAUGCUAACCAGGCAGACGCUUACAUCAACAGAGCUUCUUUACUUCAGGCAGAAUCUAAGAAUGAAGAGCUACAGAUUCUUUAUAAGGCUUGCUAUGCCAGAGUUCUUGAUUUUCGUCGCAAAUUUAUUGAAGCAGCCCAGCGUUAUAAUGAGUUGUCAUUCAAGACAGUGGUGUCUGAAGAUGAGAGACUAACAGCACUAAAAAAUGCCCUCAUUUGUACUGUUCUGGCUUCUGCUGGACAACAGAGAUCUCGCAUGUUGGCAACACUUUUUAAAGAUGAGAGAUGUCAACAGCUUCCAGCGUACAGUAUUUUAGAAAAAAUGUACUUAGAUAGAAUAAUCCGCAGCAGUGACCUACAUGAUUUUGCUGCCCUCCUUCUACCCCAUCAGAAGGCCAUUACACCUGAUGGUUCAACAAUUUUAAGCCGAGCAGUGACAGAACAUAAUCUACUUUCUGCUAGUAAACUCUACAACAACAUUUCAUUUGAAGAGCUCGGCUCACUGCUAGAGAUACCCCCAGCCAAGGCAGAAAAGAUAGCCUCCCAGAUGAUCACAGAAGGGCGUAUGAAUGGCUAUGUGGAUCAGAUAGACUCCACUGUACAUUUUGAAGCCCGCGAAACACUGCCAAUGUGGGACCGACAGAUCCAGAGCCUCUGCUUCCAAGUGAACAACAUCAUUGAGAAGAUUUCAACCACUGAGCCUGAAUGGUUUGCCAAAGCUAUGGAGAAAUUUUCUGACUGAACCCAAAGACUCACCCCCAAUGAUCAUGUGCCACAAACUGUUGCUGGACGCAAGUUCCGCACAAGUCUCCAAUACACUGUGUUGCCAAUGGGAAACUUGCCUUGUUCCUAAUGGUGUUUCUUAUUGGAAAACUACUUUAUUGAAAACAUUUGUAACUAUUCCUACCAAAGUGUGAAUCAUAGCACACAUGCAGUCCCUGAGGAACUAGGAUGUAUUUUGAUAUUUUAUCUUAUUUGUUGUCAUCCAGAAUCAGCUUUUUGUUCAGAAAUAGUUGUGCUGUUAGUUUUUUCACUGCCUUUUAUUUAGAAAGUUUGUGUUUAUAAUUUAAAUGAAAAAUAUCACUACCCCAAAUAACAGAUUUGUUUAAGAACGGCUACUUAUAAUAACUCCAUAAAACUGAUGCAUUGUUUAACUUAUUGAUAACAGGAUGUCAAGUUGUUAAAGUUGAUGGGGUUUUUUUUUACCCCAGAGAGAUUUAUGUGGAUACAAAAAAUGGUUCAUUCAUUAAAAAUCUCUUCAGAUGUUA
Messenger RNA from Physella acuta, 1763 nucleotides. RefSeq names its product COP9 signalosome complex subunit 4. Gene Ontology annotation, cellular component: COP9 signalosome; cytosol. The record is from RefSeq and is a predicted model, not a curated record. NCBI's taxonomy places the organism in Eukaryota, Metazoa, Mollusca, Gastropoda, Physidae.